UGCGAGCCGGUGCCCGGGCUGGGCUUCCGGCGCGGCAGCUACCGCUGCGUGUGCCGGCGCGGCUUCUACUUCCCCGACACGCGCGCGGGCGACCGCCACUUCAACGGCUCCGUCGUCGAGGAGGAGUUCGAGAAGCUCGUCUCAGGCCAGGCGAGCGCGUACUCCGUGCCGGGCGCCUUCGAGUGCCUGCCGUGCGCGGAGGGCUGCGAGGCGUGCCUGGACGAGCGGCCGUGCGUCGCGUCGCUCAACUGGGCGCUGCGCACGGCCAUCCUCACGCUCACGGGCCUCGCCGUGCUCUGCCUGCCGCCGGCCGCCGCAUUCACCUGGAAGUACGGACACGUCAAGGUUGUACGUGCGGCAAGCCCUGCUCUUCUGAGGUUCAUCGCUUUGGGAGCCUUCUUCAUCUACGGGACGGUGGCGGUGGCGUACCCCAACCCCAACGUGGUCACGUGCACGGCGCGCGUGUGGCUGCGGGAGAUCGGCUUCGUGCUCACCUACGGCGCGCUCAUGCUCAAGACGUGGAGGAUCUCGGUGAUCUUCCGCGUGCGCUCGGCCAAGGCCGUGCGCAUCUCGGACGCGGCGCUGCUGAGGCGCCUGGGCGCGCUGGUGGGCGCGGUGGGCGCGCUGCUGGCCGUGCGCACCCUGGUGGCGGCGCCGCGCGUCUACGUGGGGCGCACCGCCGAGGGCCUCAAGGCGCCGCUCUGCCGCGCCGACUGGUGGGACCACGCCUUCAGCGCG
Molecule: messenger RNA, 738 nt
Organism: Gryllus bimaculatus (two-spotted cricket)
Lineage: Eukaryota; Metazoa; Arthropoda; Insecta; Orthoptera; Gryllidae
Source: the annotation of a GenBank genome assembly